Molecule: messenger RNA, 1914 nt
Organism: Ogataea angusta
Lineage: Eukaryota; Fungi; Ascomycota; Pichiomycetes; Pichiales; Pichiaceae
Exons: 1
Coding region: 1-1914 (637 amino acids)
Biological process (GO): protein deneddylation
Cellular component (GO): COP9 signalosome
Source: RefSeq, a predicted model, not a curated record
AUGUCAGACUGGGACGAUGACAUGUAUGACGACGAGGAGGAAGAGCUCUCGUUUGAGGAAGAAGAUGUCCAAGAAAGCGUCGACGAGUCCGGCCCCGACAUGGAGAGCCGGUAUUUCUGGGGCAAGGAGUUGCGGCAGGACGAGAAGCUACAAGAAGCCCUCCAGGUGUUCCAGGAAAACAUAGACAAAAACGAUAACCCAGAGUACGUGUUCAAGUCGACGAAACAGGCGGUCAAGGUGAGCAUCGAGCUGGGAGACUCGGCCAAAAUCAUGCGGUAUUUGGACCUCUUCUUCGAGCAACUACUGCAGAUGGGUGCGUCGUACGGGGAGGCGUCGUUUUCGAAAAUGCUGCACAGGUUUGACCAUCCGAUCGCCGGGUGCUCGUCGGAGCUGCAGAAGCAGGUGUACGACAAGUUUUCGGCGUAUUUGAGAGCCAGCAACUCCAACAACGAGCGGCUGGUUAUAAGAGUCGAGCUGGGGCGCGCAGGCGUGCUGCUGGCGGAACAGAACUACAACGAGGCCCUUUUGCUGCUACAGAAGCUAGAGGCGGCCGUCACAGGCUCAUCAGAAGCAAUCAAAAGCGCAUAUUUGCUGGAAGUCAUCGCCCUGGAGAUGGUGAUUGCGAGCCAGGGCGAGAUCGACGUCGAGGAGCUCUCGAGACUGACGAAAAUGGCCAAUAAGCUGGGCUCGAGCAUCCCGCAGUCGCGAAUCGUGGGCAUCAUCAAGGAGUGCGCCGGCCUCGUGGCCAUGUUCGACGAGGACUUCCAAACAGCCAACCACUGCUUCCAGGAAAGCUUCCGUGGUUUCAACGAGUGCGGCGACGAUCGACGCGUCGACGUGCUCAUGAAGUACAUCAUCAGCAACCUGUUGAGCGAGAGCGAGAUCGACCCGUUCCAGUCGGGCGACUUCCAGGGAUUCGACGACGUUCCGGAGAUUGUGAAGCUGAUGGAGCUGUACCGGCACGUUCAGGAGACCGACAUUGCGAAGUACAACGCACUUUUGCGCGACGACGAGGAGUUCAACAAACUGAUGCAGGGCAACCUGCUUGCGCAGUUCAUACCGUUCGUCACCGAGUUGGUUCAUGUGCGGUUUGUUCUGGAGUACCUGCAGCUAUUCAAACGGGUGAGUUUCCGCAAGUUGCAGGAAAAACUCGAAAUUCAGGAAUCGGAGCUCGAGGUGAUGCUGCUGAAGCUUUACGGCGAGGGAAAAAUCAACAACUACAAGCUGGACAUGGUGGCCAAGACGGUCGAGUCUUGCGGUGGCUGUGUUCUGGACCCGCACAUCAGGCCGACAGACGUUCUGGAGCGUCUACAGCUGUUCCAGAAAGACAAACUCAACGUUCCGAGCGACGAGUUCGGCGCAGAUUCUCAGGAACGACUACAGGAACUUCUGUCCACGAGAUUCCACACGGACCCGGUGCCCAACUCGCCGACAAUACACACAGAACUGCCCAGCUCGACGAUAAUAUCGAAAGAAGUGCUGGAGCCACUAAUCAGCACCCCUCGCUCCUUCGAGUCGUCCGAGGAGCUGUUCAAGGAGCUUGGAAAUUACCUGGAAUAUAUUAAGUCUGCUAUUCCGUCCAAAGCGUCGAUCAAGUGCUCUAUCAUCGAGAGGGUCAAAAGAGACAGUCAGAAACAGGAGCGGGAGAAAAUCAGCCAGAUCGACGAGAUCGGCAACACGGACCACGACCAUCUGAUACCCGAAGUUGUGCAAUUCACCAUGAUGGAAAACCUCGACGUGAGCGACAGCGAACAGCCAGCACAGGAGCUUUCGGAGGAGGAGCUGAAGGACAGAAAAUUGACCAGUCUUUAUGAGCUCGUUCAUGAGCUCUCUGGCUACUACGACAGCGUGAAGCGCAACUUUUCAGAGGGGCUUUGUGCUGAUCGCAACUUUGGCAGAGAGGUGAGUGAGUGA